AUGUCAAGGGCAGGCAGCCACCUGCGUUGCCGCCGCGUUUGCGCCCUGCCAAGCUGGGCCCUGGCCAACGGCAGCAGCAGCGCGCGGGAGUGGGCUCAGCGGGGCGCGGAGGCCUACGCAAACAACAUCAGUCUGCUGUCUGGGCUGACCAUCGACAAGGCCGACACGGCAGGGUUCGCCAAGAAGGGCGGCACCAUUCUGGUGGGGCGCUCGGUGCACGUGCUGGCGGACGGCGACCUUCUGGGCGUCAAGGCGGUCCUCAUCGGCACCAGCGAGGUCGGCGCGGCGCCAGAGGACACCAUCAACCGCUUCGGCACGGUGAUCGCCUUCGGCGCCAUGCGCGUCCCCAAAACGACCGCACACCUGAGCGACCCGGUCACUGGCGUCUACCUCUGCCGUGUGCGCUCGAAGGGGCCCCUGUACGUGUCGUCCGCCGGCCAGUCCCCCAUCGGGCCGCUGCACCACACAGUCGUCGUCGAGGACGGCGCCGUGCUGGACAACGUGUUCGGCGGCUUUUUCCGCGGCGGCGGCGACAGGGUGCUGCUUGUCACGCUGGCCGGCGGCAUGCUCCAGCUGGAGCCGCCACCGCCGCCGCAGCCGCAGCCGCAGCCGCAGCCGCAGCCGCAGCCGCAGCCGCAGCCGCAGCCGCAGCCGCAGCCGCAGCCGCAGCCGCAGCCGCAGCCGCAGCCGCAGCCGCAGCCGCAGCCGCAGCCGUCCGCGCGCGCCGCGGCCCUCGAGCGGGAGGUGGCAGACGCGCGGCGCAGCCCCGCCACGGCGACCGCGCUCAUAAAGCUGAGCGCCCCCCUCGGCGACCCGGCCGCCUACCUCGCGGCGCUCGUGCGCGGCCUCAGGCGCGGCCUGGACGAGGCGAGGCAGAGGCUGGCCGCCCUGGAGGCGGAGGCGGAGGCCGCCCGCGGCGCGGCAGCCGCCGCCACCACCACGCCCAGCGAGCGGCCCAGCAAGCAGCAGCAGCAGCAGCAGCAGCAGCAGCAGCAGCAGCAGCAAGAGGGGCAGCAGCAGCCUCUGGCCAUUGAGGGGCACUUCCAGGCCAUGGAGAUAGAGGAGGUGCAGGGGCAGCAGGUUGGUGUGGCGGGCGGCAGCGCCGCCCUCGCGCCACCCGUAGUCCUUGGUGUCAGUGGGCCGCCCAAGGCCGCAGCAGCCGGCGAAAUCUUGGCAGCGGCGCCGCUGCCCGCGGCUGCACCGGCAUCGGUGGGGGCACUGCAGCCUGGCGCCCCUGCCGUGCAGCCGUCUGAGGCAGCAGCUGCCCCUGCCAUUGGUGAGGUGGCCCCUGCUGCUGCCGCAGGCGCCGUCAGCAGGCGCCGCCUGGUGGCCCUCACCGCUGGGCGCGGCAAGAAGGGCAAGAAAGUCAUUGGGCACUGCCUGCCCGUGCAAGAACUCUUCAAGCGUGUGCGCGGCCGGGGCGGCGGCCGGGGCGGCGGCGGGGGCCGCGGGCACGACAGCGACGACGACGGGGGCUCUGGGCUUGAAGGCUAA
This is a messenger RNA of Monoraphidium neglectum, 1494 nucleotides long. RefSeq lists its product as hypothetical. NCBI's taxonomy places the organism in Eukaryota, Viridiplantae, Chlorophyta, Chlorophyceae, Sphaeropleales, Selenastraceae. The record is from RefSeq and is a predicted model, not a curated record. The coding region runs from base 1 to 1494 and encodes 497 amino acids. The transcript is spliced from 5 exons.